Messenger RNA from Colletotrichum karsti, 1470 nucleotides. RefSeq lists its product as uncharacterized. Gene Ontology annotation, cellular component: membrane. The coding region runs from base 1 to 1470 and encodes 489 amino acids. Gene Ontology annotation, molecular function: transmembrane transporter activity. Lineage: Eukaryota; Fungi; Ascomycota; Sordariomycetes; Glomerellales; Glomerellaceae. The transcript is spliced from 7 exons. The record is from RefSeq and is a predicted model, not a curated record. Gene Ontology annotation, biological process: transmembrane transport.
AUGGCUCUUGAGUCGGUUUCGAAGCAGAAGGAGGUUAUACUCGGUGACGGUGAUACCGUAGAACCAGAUGCUUCUCGCAAUACUUCCGUUCAAAAGCUGAAGCGCAACUUUUCGUCAACCGCGAUCCUGGCGACCUCUGUUUCGUUGAUGGCGACAUGGGAAGCUCUUUGCAGUACGAUGUCUACUGGUCUGAUCAAUGGUGGGCCAUCCUCGUUGGUUUAUGGGGCGAUCAUUGCCUUCGUGGGGUCGACAUGCUCAGCGAUGUCUCUUGCUGAAUUGGCGUCGAUCCACCCCACGGCCGGAGGACAAUAUCAUUUUGUCGCCUACCUGCAGAAGAGAUCACUAGCCUUCAGUUGGUUUGCUGGUUACAUCACUACAUUAGGCUGGAUAUCCUUCGCCGGAAGCGCGCCUUUCAUUGCUGGAACCCAAAUACAGGGUCUCCUGGUGCUCAACUAUCCCGAUUCCUACACCUUCGAACGAUGGCACGGCACCCUGUUGUACUGGGCUGUUCUCGUGUGCUCCGCGUGUGUCUGCGUGUUCUGCAGCCGCAUCUUGCCGUUGCUUGAGAAAAUCACGAUGGGCCUUCAUAUUGGGUUCUUCGUCAUCAUCUUGAUCGCCAUGGUCGUCGUUGCCCCAGAGAAGCAUUCGGCAGCGUUCGUCUUUACUACAUUCGAAAACAACUCUGGCUGGUCGAAUGACGCGGUCGCUUGGUGCAUUGGCCUUUUGAGUUGCUGCUACGUCCUGGCUGGAUAUGACGGUGCGACUCAUCUCAGCGAAGAGAUGGACGAUGCGGCAGUUGGGGUUCCUCAUGCCAUGGUUGGCUCCGUCCUGAUCAAUGGGGUGCUCGGGUUCGCGUUCUUAAUUGCGUUGCUGUUUUGCAUGGGCGAUGUCGACUCUGCACUUGCCACCUCGACGGGUUUCCCCAUCAUCCAGAUCUUCUACAACAUCACCGGGAAUCUGGCCGCCACAAAUGCAAUGACGGCCGCCAUAACCAUCAUGGCAGCCAUAUCCACGGUGCCGCUGCUCACUUCGGCGGCUCGAAUGAUGUGGGCGUUUGCAAGUGACCAGGGACUUCCUUUCGCCAACGCCAUCUCCGAGAUCGAGAAAAAGCGCGGCAUCCCAACGAUGUCGAUUAUUGUUACAACCGGUCUACUUGUUUUCUUAGGGCUCAUCAAUAUUGCUUCAACGACAGGGUUCAACGCCAUUCUAUCGCUUGCCGUUAACGAACUUCCUCCGACGAAGUACAGCAUGAUUCAAUGUGUUUUGUUCAGACGUCAGCCGGCCGUCCUCGCCUGGCUUGCUCUGCUUCAGCGCCGCACCAGCGAUGAGGAAUAUCAGCGUCUGCGUGGCAAUGGUACCGGAAUCGUGUGGGAUUGUUCCAAGAACGUCCAGAAUUUCGAAAGCAAGUCCCAAUAUCAGCUGCGAAACUUCGUCGACUCCGGUGCAUUGCAUCAUCAACGCUGGUUCUGA